This is a messenger RNA of Vollenhovia emeryi, 2421 nucleotides long. RefSeq lists its product as uncharacterized. NCBI's taxonomy places the organism in Eukaryota, Metazoa, Arthropoda, Insecta, Hymenoptera, Formicidae. The transcript has 9 exons. The coding region runs from base 553 to 2211 and encodes 552 amino acids. The record is from RefSeq and is a predicted model, not a curated record. Gene Ontology annotation, molecular function: oxidoreductase activity.
CAAGAAUUAUAUUUGUUUCUUUAAUGUAUUUCAGUUGCUUUAGUUGCAGUAAUUGCAGUUUUUUAAAGUAAUUAAAGAAACUGCAACAUAAACACCACACAUAUCAUUAUUAAAAGGAAAUAUUGCUUAUAAAGUCACGGAAUGCCAGAAACGAUUAAUUACUCCAGCGCCAAACACUAAAUGUGAAACUCGUAAUGUUCAUAUUAAGUCGUUUUAAUGCCAGCCGAGGUUUUUAUAACACCGAUAUCAUAUCGGCAUUAUUUACAACGUCGACAAAUGAAAUCGCGACGCAAAGUAUUAUUUACGUCGUUCGAUGACGUUGUGUCAAUUGAAAUCCAACGACGCUUUUCCAACUUGAGUAUUAUCGGUCGAACGAAUAUUUACAAAUAGUUCUUUGCACGCUGACUCAAGGUUCCAUUUUCAAAACAAAUAUCUUUCUUCCGCGAGCACACGAAGUCGACUUCGUCUAUUUUUACUACGAACGCUGCGCAGAUCGAGCGCGAAGACACAUCUUUUCAAUUAAUUGUUCUAAUAGAUUUUCCUAUUGGAAACAUGGACAAACUCAUAGGAAAAUAUUACACCAAUCUAGACUACGUUAAACCGAGGAUUAACAAGAAUGAAAAGACAAUAUCCGCUCUAACCAAGGAUGUAAAAUUUGAGGGUGAAGAUUUUUUGGAUAGACGCAUAAGCACGGCAAUAACGAUAAUGACAUAUUUACCUCUUUUCGAAUUGGCCAGUAAUCACGUAGACGUACCUCAAGCUCUCGCGCAAUAUUUAUGGUCGACAAAUUAUACACAUUUUAUCUUGUUUAUACGAAUAGAUUGCGUUUCUGUCCUUCUUUUUGCAGAAAAGGGUAAGAAAGAGGCUUGGUCGUUAAUGCUGACGUUUCUUAAUUUUUGUACAAAGGAGGUUCAGCAGUUUUUGGAAACUUCCCUCAUCAAAAACUCAUCAGCAGACAAUCAUCUAUACAGAGAGUAUAAAACCCUACUUUCACAUCAGACCAUUGAAAUAAUAGUCCUAGAAGAUUCGGAUUUAUAUGCGGUUUUUAACUAUUUAAAGACGUCGGAGAACUGCCGAUACUUGAGUAAAAUAUGGGUACCGCAUUCAAUAAGAUGCAGUUUUUUAUCAUUAAAAAGCAAAUACUUAAUAAACAAGAAUUCCAAUACUGCCAUUCGUAUAUUCAAGUCUAAGCAAGAAUUACUUACACCUCCUACAUAUUAUAAAAUAAAUAUAACGUCCAUUUGGUCCGAAGAUAUUGCGGCUGCAAGGAGUUUAGCAACAUCCUUAGAUAGAAAUAUUGUUCUCAUAAAUACGUUGGAUUUUUAUGAUGGCACCGUGAUUAUGCCUUACGUGGAAAUAUUCAAAGUUUCACUGCACAAACAUCUCGAGUUGGACGAAGAUCAACACAUAAUGAGCACGAUUAAGCCGGUAAAUUCGAAGAGCAAGUCCAAUGCAUCUUCUGCAAGCAGUUACAGUCUUCUGUUUUAUGACGGCGCAUGGCAAAGGCCCAUGAAAGACAAAUAUUGGACAAGUGAGCACAGCGAACUACAAACGGCGGAUGCAACAAGCGAGGAUAUCGACAGAUGCGUUGUGUCAGCUAGGAAAGGGUUCAAGAUCUGGAGCGCGUGGUCCACUGAAUCCAGAAUGCAAGUGUUGUCCAAGUUCGCGAACGCAUUGAAAUACACUGGUAAAGCCAAGUUGUCCAAAACGAUACACAAAUGGACAAAAUUUCCGCAUUGGUACGAGAAUUCGUGGAUUCCCGCAUUUCCGUCGUACAUCUCGCUGGUGAAAACCCGCAGGCCGAGAGGCGUCGUCACGCUCAUGGAGAAGGAGGAGACAAAUCUGUUUAAGAAAUUGACGCAGAGCUUAAUCAUCGGCAAUUCCGUCAUCGUGUUACAUACUACGGAAACAUAUAAUAUAAUGCAGUAUUGCGACCUGCUUUCGACAUCCGGGAUACCCCCGGGCGUUGUAAAUCUGCUGUCGUGCAGGAACGUGAAGCCCCUGAGCGAGUGUUACGACGCGUCCGAGCUGAGAGACAUAUAUCACCAGUUUACCGUGAGCAAGCAGGUUGCAACUUACACUCGACUAGUCUAUACGAUUACUCGAGUAGUCUCUACAGAAAUAGACUUAACUAUGACGCUCGCUAUUAGUAACGAGGCUGUGAGCAACGCAGAUGGACGCUCAGAGUGUAGUAAGACUUUAAAGUUCUAAUCCACAAUGUGCCUUCUGCGUCUAGAAACAUUCUAUUUUAUAUAAACAGAUCAAAACGCUCAACAAAUUUGUCAACAAUGUACGAUUAUACAAUGUAUAAUAUAAAAUUUAUCAACUUGCAUGAAUUUUGUAAACGUAUACAUUAGCUACAAAAUAGAAUGUUUCUAGACGCAGAGAGCACAUUGUAGAUUAAGCUUUAACAUCUCGAGA